UCGUCCACCAACUUUUACUCAAUCAAAGGCACUACGUCACAACGUGUCACUCUUUUUCACUUCAGUCAACAUCAGUGGUCUUGUAGUUGUAGUGGUAGUAGUAGGUUUCCAUUGUCGAAAGUGUCAAAGCAUGUCAAUUAGAUACUACAAAAUAUAAGACACAAAAUAGGGCUUAUAAUAAGUCCUAAGUGAUAUAAUACUUUAUUCUAGUUCGAGCGCCGGAGGUAAUCAAACAUGUUUAAUUUUAUAACAAUUUUGCAAUCUAUAAUGAAGACAUUAUCAAGUCUUAAAGAUAUUCCAGCGUUGUCUAAAAGUAACGUCCAUAUAAGAAACGAAAUAGAAUUAUUGAAUAAGAUAAAUAGUCUAAUAACUCUUGGGAGUCGCAGUCUGCAGAUUGUCACUGACUUUGAUCACACCCUCACUAGGCACACAUUGGAUAAUGGAAAUACUGUUCGGACGAGUUUUGGAAUGUUCACGGACUGCCCUUCGGUGCCACAAAAAUAUAGAGAUGAAGAUUUAAGGCUGUCCAACAUUUACAAACCAAUUGAAUGUGAUGGAACAAUGAGUGUUGAAGAAAAGACCAAGCAUAUGGUGGAUUGGUAUGUGGCCGCCAACAACUUGCUCAAAGGUCUGACCUUCCCAAGGAAUGAAUUAAAAAUCAUAGGAGCAAGUAUGAAAGAGCACUAUAGGACAGGUGUAAAGGAAAUGAUUGAUUGGAGCGAACAGAAGUCAGUACCGGUGCUAGUGUUCUCUGCUGGCCUCGGAGACAGUGUGGUAGCCGCAUUAGAAGGCAGCAACUUUUUGCGGCCUAACGUAAAGGUGGUGGCGAAUUUCCUAGCCAUGGACGGUGACGACAAAAUAGUGGGGAUAAAAGGGGACAUAAUCCACACGUUGAACAAGAACGAGACGGCCAUCCACGACACGGAGUACUUCGAUCUGGUGCAGUCGCGGGCGGGCGCGCUGCUGCUGGGCGACAACCUCGGCGACGCGGCCAUGGCCGCCGGCAUGCCGCACUGCCGCCACGUCUUGCGCGUCGGCUUCCUCAGCAGGAACGUCGACGAGAAUCUCCAAAACUACCUCGAAAAAUUCGACAUCGUCCUGACGGAGGAACAUUCUAUGGACGUCCCGAAUUCCAUACUCGAGUUGAUACUGUGAUUUUUACGCUUCCGAUGGACCUUCUGUACUCAAGUAUUGUACAUAUUUUGUGUAUAUUUGUAACACUGUUAUUUAAUUACUAUUGUAAUGUGAAUGAGAUUGUUAUUUUGUUAAGUUGGCUUCAGAAUUUUUCUAUACGAGGGUAGAGUAGUUAUUAAGUAUUGCAACACUCGGAUAGAAUACUCAAUUCUGGAUACAGCUCUUGUUUUUUUUUUUCAAGUUUAUUUUUAUAUUUUAUUGAAAUUUUCAAGUAUGACUAUAAUAAAAACUGGCACUGCA
Plodia interpunctella (Indianmeal moth) is the source of this 1434-nucleotide messenger RNA. RefSeq names its product cytosolic 5'-nucleotidase IIIB (gene cN-IIIB). Gene Ontology annotation, molecular function: magnesium ion binding; 5'-nucleotidase activity. The transcript is spliced from 7 exons. The coding region runs from base 235 to 1155 and encodes 306 amino acids. Lineage: Eukaryota; Metazoa; Arthropoda; Insecta; Lepidoptera; Pyralidae. The record is from RefSeq and is a predicted model, not a curated record. Gene Ontology annotation, cellular component: cytoplasm.